GGAAAUGUCUGUUUACCAUGUUUACGUCGGCGCUAGCAGGUAUCUGGGAAUAUGGGGACCGUUAUAUACUGGACAGGACUCUUGUCACCAGGAUUGUGUUUUUGUAGCAAGUCCCCAAAUCCAAGAUGCUCUCCUCAGCGCUCCUCACUCUCGCAGUGGCUAAUGCCGCCAAUGCCGCGUACUCAUUCGAUCCAUUGAAUCAUUUGGCUGGUAUUGCUCCUUACUUUGAGGACCCUCAAUCCGACCCGGCUCCGCCUCAAGGUUGCAAUGUCACUCGCGCAGCCUAUCUUGUUCGCCAUGCUGCCAUCUACGCGAACGAUUUCGACUACGAGGAGUACAUCGAGCCUUUCACAGACAGACUGGAGAACACAUCCGUGAACUGGAAGUCGGCAGGUGCUCUGUCUUUCCUGCAGAAAUGGGAGACACCAAUCUCAGACGAGGAGCUGGAGGACCUUACGACUGUUGGCCGUCUUGAGUCAUACAAACUGGGUACUGAGGUUCAUCUCCGCUACCCGAAGUUCAAGAGUCCCAAAAAAGUCUGGACAUCGACUGCUGAGCGCACAGAGCUCAGUACCAAGUCCUUCAUUGACGGCUUGGUCAUGCAGAGCAAUGAGACUGAGCAAGUCAGCAUAUCCGAGGAUGCAUCCGAGGGCGCCGACUCAUUGACACCUUACAAGGGCUGUCCCAAGUACAGCUCCUCGUUCGGCAGCAAGCAAUCUAGCCAGUUCCAGGACGUUUACACAGCACCCAUCAUCGAACGUUUCCGUGAUCUCGCCCCUGGCUUCAACUGGACAGCCAACGACAUCACCGCGAUGCAGCAGCUAUGCGGCUACGAGACCGUUAUCCGCGGCUCCUCCCCCUUCUGCUCGCUUGAACUCUUCAGCGCCGACGAGUGGCUGCAAUUCGAGUAUAUGAACGACAUCCAGUACUUCUACAACACCGGUUACGGCAAUGAGAUCUCCGGCACCCUCGGCUUCCCCUGGCUCAACGCCACCGCCCAGCAGCUCCUGGCCGGCAACUCCACCCAAGACCUCUACGUCUCGUUCACACACCGCGAACUCCCGCCCACCGUCGCCGUCGCGCUUGGCAUCUUCAACAACACCGAACUCGCUGGCGCCGCGAACGUCAACGAGACGAUGCCGCUCACAAAGCAGAACUACCACCGCGCAUGGAAGUCGUCGCGCAUCCUGCCAUUCCUGACGAAUAUCGCGAUUGAGCGCAUGGAGUGCGAGAGCUACGGUUUCCCUGCUGGAACCUAUGUGCGUGUUCUUGUCAACCAGGAUCCGCAGCAGCUUGAGUGCGCUGUUGGGCCUGGUGACAGCUGCUCUGAGGGCUCGUUUGCCGAGUUUGUGCAGCAGAGGGGUGAGAUGUUUGGUAGCUACACUGAGAAGUGUGCGCCGACCGAGUAUAAUAACUCGACUGAUGUUUUGACGAUUUACAACUAGACUAGCUAGUUAGUGUGAUACCCUAUUAAUGAUUAAUUAUAUCUCAUCAUUACAUCAACCAUUCU
Messenger RNA from Boeremia exigua, 1510 nucleotides. Its product is annotated as repressible acid phosphatase. Gene Ontology annotation, molecular function: acid phosphatase activity. NCBI's taxonomy places the organism in Eukaryota, Fungi, Ascomycota, Dothideomycetes, Pleosporales, Didymellaceae. Gene Ontology annotation, cellular component: fungal-type cell wall. The record is from RefSeq and is a predicted model, not a curated record. The transcript is spliced from 2 exons. Bases 126 to 1445 code for a protein of 439 amino acids.